Molecule: messenger RNA, 7292 nt
Organism: Phodopus roborovskii (desert hamster)
Lineage: Eukaryota; Metazoa; Chordata; Mammalia; Rodentia; Cricetidae
Gene: Ahctf1
Product: AT-hook containing transcription factor 1
Exons: 36
Coding region: 109-7041 (2310 amino acids)
Source: RefSeq, a predicted model, not a curated record
GGGAGCUCCGCCGCGCGGGGAAGCGGCAUCCGCGAGCCGCGGUGACCGGUGCGGCUCGUUCCAGCGCUCGGGCGUUAGUUAUAUAACCCUGACGGCGAGCGCAGGCACAUGGCGGCAGAGUCGCUCCUCCGCGCUCUUCUCCCGCGCCCGCGGGCGGGAUCUCGGCCACCCGAGGCGGGCCUGACUCGAGACCCCGACCCGUCGUGGUGUAGCAGAGCGAUGGAGACCUUUGUGGGGCGUUCCCCGCGGGCAGUGGCAGGUUCUCUGAACCUUUCCUACGUUGGCAUGUGCUCCACAUGGUCCUGUGCUUGGCCAGGUGGAAGUAUGCAAGACUUAACAGCUCAAGUGACUAGUGAUCUCCUGCAUUUCCCUGAAGUGACUGUUGAAGCUCUUGGAGAAGAUGAGAUAACAUUAGAGUCUGUGCUUCGUGGAAAGUUUGCUGCAGGAAAAAAUGGACUAGCAUGCUUAGCUUGUGGGCCACAACUUGAAGUUGUAAACUCUCUAACGGGAGAGCGGUUGUCUGCAUAUAGAUUCAAUGGAGUAAAUGAACAGCCUCCUGUAGUUCUUGCAGUGAAAGAAUUCUCUUGGCAUAAGAGAACUGGAUUGUUAAUAGGACUGGAAGAAGCAGACGGGAGCGUCCUGUGUCUUUAUGACCUUGGUAUAUCAAGAGUAGUCAAAGCUGUUGUUCUUCCUGGAAGGGUAACAGCUAUUGAGCCUAUAAUUAAUCAUGGAGGAGCCAGCGCAAGUACCCAGCAUUUACAUCCAAGUCUUCGAUGGCUUUUUGGAGUGGCAGCUGUGGUAACUGAUGUUGGACAGAUCCUUCUUAUUGACCUAUGUUUGGAUGACUUGUCAUGCAGUCAAAAUGAAGUAGAGGCAUCAGACCUUGAAGUUAUUACUGGUAUCCCAGCUGAAGUACCACACAUCAGAGAGAAUGUGAUGAGAGAAGGGCGCCACCUGUGUUUCCAGCUAGUAAGCCCAUCAGGGAUAGCCAUUUCUUCUGUCAAUUACAUUAACAGGACAAAUCAGCUUGCCGUGGGGUUUUCCGAUGGCUACUUAGCACUUUGGAAUAUGAAAAACAUGAAAAGAGAGUAUUAUACACAGUUAGAAGGUGGAAGGGUUCCUGUCUAUGCAGUUGUUUUUCAAGAACCUGAGAAUGAUCCUCGUAAUUGCUGUUACUUAUGGGCUGUUCAGUCCACACAAGAUAGUGAAGGAGAUGUUUUGAGUUUGCAUCUGCUUCAGCUGGCCUUUGGUGAUAGAAAAUGCUUGGCCUCAGGGCAAAUCUUAUAUGAGGGAUUAGAAUACUGUGAAGAAAGAUACACACUGGAUCUAGCGGGUGGCAUGUUCCCCUUAAGAGGACAGACUAGUAAUACUAAAUUGUUGGGAUGCCAGAGUAUAGAGAGAUUCCCAUCUCAUGGUGACAGGGAAGAAAGUAUGAGAGAAGCUCUAUCCCCUGACACUAGUGUUUCUGUCUUCACCUGGCAAGUGAAUAUAUAUGGACAGGGAAAGCCUUCUGUGUACUUAGGACUUUUUGACAUAAAUCGUUGGUAUCAUGCACAGAUGCCAGAUUCAUUAAGGUCAGGAGAAUCUCUACAUAAUUGCUCUUAUUUUGCAUUGUGGUCAUUGGAUUCAGUUGUAAGUAGAACUUCUCCGCAUCACAUCUUGGACAUAUUAGUACACGAGAGAAGUUUAAAUCGAGGGGUUCCUCCUUCAUAUCCACCUCCAGAGCAGUUUUUUAAUCCAAGUACUUUUAAUUUUGAUGCCACUUGUUUGUUAAACUCUGGAGUAAUCCAUGUAACUUGUACUGGAUUUCAGAAGGAGACUUUGACAUUUUUAAAGAAAUCAGGACCAUCUCUCAAUGAAGUCAUUCCUGAUAGUUAUAAUCGGUGUCUUGUUGCUGGUCUUCUGUCACCAAGACUUAUUGACAUUCAGCCUUCCAGUUUAAGUCAAGAAGAACAAUUAGAAGCUAUAUUGUCAGCAGCAAUUCAGACAAGUUCCCUGGGACUUUUGACUGGUUACAUUAGAACAUGGAUAACAGAAGAACAACCAAAUUCUGCUGCUAAUUUACGUUUUGUUCUUGAAUGGACAUGGAAUAAGGUGGUUCUCACAAAAGGAGAAUUUGACAGGCUUUGCGCACCAUUAUUUGAUGGUUCAUGUCGAUUCAUCGAUCCACAAACCAUACAGUCUAUCCAGCAGUGCCAUUUACUCCUCAGCAACCUUAAUACAGUCUUAAGCUGUUUUGCAAUGGAGGCUCAGGGCAUCACUGAAAGAGGACUGGUGGACUUGAGCAAUAAGCAUAUGGUUACCCAACUUAUCUGUCAAUAUGCACAAAUGGUUCUGUGGUUUUCUCAUUCUGGGCUUUUACCUGAAGGUUUAGAUGAUGCCCUGCAGCUAUCAAGGGUGCGCUACAACUACCCUGUUAUUCAGAACUUCUAUACCAGUCGCCGGCAGAAGUGUGAGCACUCGCCCAGAGGGAAGUGGAACCAUGAUUGUUUGAUGAUUGAUGGAUUAGUUUCUCAAUUAGGAGAUCAAGUUGAGAAGUUGUGGAAGCGGGAUGAAGGAGGCACAGGAAAAUAUCCUCCUGCUAGCAUCCAUGCACUACUUGACAUAUAUUUAUUAGACAACAUUACUGAAACAAGCAAGCAUACUAUUACGAUUUAUUUGCUACUUGAUAUUAUGUAUUCCUUUCCAAACAAAAUGGAUACUCCCAUCGAAUCUUUCCCAACUGCCUUUGCUAUUUCUUGGGGCCAAGUUAAGUUAGUUCAAGGAUUUUGGCUUCUAGAUCAUAAUGACUAUGAGAAUGGUUUAGACCUUCUCUUUCACCCAAUUACUGCAAAACCUGCGUCGUGGCAGCAUUCAAAGAUAAUUGAAGCCUUUAUGAGUCAGGGAGAGCACAAACAGGCUCUCCGAUAUCUUCAAACAAUGAAGCCAACAGUGUCCAGUAGCAGUGAUGUCAUCCUUCACCUCACUGUUCUGCUUUUUAAUAGGUGCAUGGUUGAGGCCUGGAACUUACUGCGACACAACUCAAACAGAGUGAAUAUAGAGGAACUAUUAAAGCAUGCUUAUGAAGUUUGUCAGGAAAUGGGCUUAAUGGAGGAUUUACUGAAGCUACCAUUUACAGACACUGAGCAGGAAUGUUUAGUGAAAUUUUUACAAUCCAGUACCAGUGUUCAGAAUCAUGAAUUUCUUCUAGUUCACCAUUUGCAGCGUGCAAAUUAUAUUUCUGCCUUGAAACUAAACCAAACACUGAAGAAUAAUCUCACGAGUGAUCGUGACCCACGUUUGCGGGAGAGAUCAGUGGCUCGAAAUUCUAUAUUAGACCAAUAUGGGAAAAUCCUACCUAGAGUCCAGAGAAAAUUAGCCGUUGAGCGAGCUAAGCCUUACCAUCUAUCAACAUCAUCAGUUUUUCGUGAAGUUUCUAGACCCAAACCAUUAUCAGCAUUUCCAAAGAAAGCUGUAACUGGAACAGUGUUAACAAGAUCUACUUUCAUCAAUAAUGUAUUAUCUAAAAUUGGAGAGGUGUGGGCAAGUCAUGAACCUAAAAAUGGCAUCUCACUUUACAAUAGCCCUAAAACUGAACAACCGUCUUCUGUAGUACAUCGUUUCUCACAUCCAGAGCUUCCUGAGGCAUUUGUUGGAACACCAAUUUCAAAAACAUCCCAGAGAAUUUCUAGAUUACUGGAUUUGGUUGUUCAUCCUAUCCCCCAGCCUUCUCAGGGUUUGGAGUUUAUUCAGCGAAGUCCCUCAAGACCUCCUCUGUGUCUGCUAUCCAGUUCAUUGCCAUUAAGUUCACAAUUAAAAAGGCCACAUCAAAAUACCUCCAGGCCUUCAGAAUUACUUUUACUUGAAACUCCUCCUGUAGUUAAGAAAGCUAAAUCUUUGGCUUUGUCAGCUACUUCUUCUGGAUUUGCCGAGUUUACUCCUCCAUCCAUCCUAAGGUCUGGUCUUCGAACAACACCUUUAGCAUCUCCCUCUCUAUCACCUAGAAGAUCUCUCACUCCACCUUUCAGACUUAAAGAAACCAGGAUUUCAUUCAUGGAAGAAGGGGUGAACACACACUGGACUGAUAGAGAUAGAGCUACAGAUGACCAUAAUUCAAAAGUGUUUGUUAGUACAUCUUUCCAUGAAUGUGGACUCCCAGCAGACAGUGAAUGGAUGAAGACUGGUGAUAAAAAUGCAUAUUUUCCUCUGGAUAUCCCUGCAAAGGGUCAUCAAAAGGAAGUUGCAGGAUUGCUGGACACCCACUCACAAACUCUGGAGAAACAGGAUGUGAGCAAGGAAGACAGCAUUGCUUCAACCAGAUCAGACCAGACUUCCUUAGAAUAUCAUGAUGCACCAUCACCAGAGGACUUUGAAGAUGGUGUUUUUGUGUCCCCCAAGCCAGCAAGUGCUUCGACUCUACCAACUGAGCAGGAGAAUGAUAAAGAUUUGUUUAAGUCAGAAAGUACUCCUUCAGUUGUGGAGAAACAAAUGGGCACUGUGGAAGCUGCAGUGGAGGCAUUUUCAGAAUUCAGUCGCUCAAGCCCUGUUCAAAGAGUUGAAGGUUCUCUUAAUGUGUCCUCCGUCUCUGAAGGGAAAAUCCCCACGUCAAGAUCCAAGGCAUCAGUUUUGGAUGGAGUAAUGUCUGUUGAAAGCCAAGCCUCCACAAUCAGGGCAGACUACGAUGAAUCAGUGGCCAACAUGGUUGAAGAUGGUGAAAGCUCUGGGCCCACCACAUCCAAGUGCCCUGCUACCUCCAAACAUAGCCUUGACCAGAAAGUAACACUAAACCUACAAGAACAUCAUGAAGUAGAAGCUGAUGUACAUGUUGGCUUACCAGAAGAAAAGCCUCAAAUUUCUGUCAGUCCUCCUGAUACUCAAGAAAUUCAUCUGAUUGGACACGAAAAACUUGAAGUUCAAAAUUCAGAAGAGGGAGCCAAGAAUCUUUCCUUUAAUGAGUUGUAUCCCUCAGGAACACUUAACCUUCAGUAUAAUUUUGAUACUAUUGAGCAGCAAUUUUGUGACUCACCUGAUGAUAAAGACUCUGCUGAAUGUGAUGUCGCUGAAGUAGAUGGGGAACUUUUUGUGGCACAGAGCAACUUUACCUUGAUAUUGGAAGGUGAAGAAGGAGAAGUUGAGGCAAGUGACUCAGCAGCAACGAAUAUGUCAUCAAAAACAACUAACUUAGCAGCCAAGGAAAAACCUGCGUCCCCAAUGGAACCUAAUAGUCAAGAACAUGUUACAGAUUUGCCGUCUGAUGUAACUGGUGGCCAGGAAUCCCACAAGGUAGAGACUUUGCCAUAUGUGCCUGAACCAAUUAAAGUGGCAAUUGCAGAAAAUUUGUUGGAUGUAAUUAAAGACACAAGAAGUAAAGAAGUGGCUUCAGCAGUAGUGGAACAGGUUGUUGAUGAAGAUACAGCCUUUAUAAGCCCAAAGGUUACACGUUCCUCCAAGUUAACAAAGUCUGCACUGAAGACUCUUCAGGAAACAAAUGCUGAGACUGUAGACACCAGCCAGGCUGAUGACAUGGUUUCUACUAGAACCCGCACAAGAAGGCAGCGUGCCCGAAACCUGAAUGUCACAUCAGAACAACAGGAGUCCUCAGCAGUUGCUACUCCUAAGAGGAAAACUAGAAAAGUAAAAGAAUUUUCUGGGUCUUCUGACAGUACCCGUUCUGAUAUAAACAUAGCAUCUGAGACCCAGCUAGCCCCUCAGGAUUCUCUCACUCCUAGGAGAGGGAGGAAGAAAAGGGAAGUUAGCCAAGACACACUAGCAACCCCUGGUGCUGUGGAGCAGGAGCCACAAGAUCCACCAGAAAAGCUGAGACCGCAGCCACUAGAGCCAGCCACUGAGGAAAUGCCUUCCAGAACAGGAGACAUGCUCUCAUCCGUUAAAAAAGGGACUCCUAGAAGGCUUAAGAAAUCUGUAGAAAAUGGGCAAAGUGCUAACACUGUAAGAGAUCUAGACAUCAAUACAGCAACGAGUCAGAGCGGGACCAACAAAAAGAGGAGGAAUGCUAACUUAGAAGAUUCUCAACAUGUAGACUAUAAACGGGAGCGACCCAGUGACCAGCAACUGCCUCUUAAACGAAGAAGGGUCAGAGAGAGAGAAGUUAGUGUGUCGGGUGUGAUAGAAGAGCCUAUGCUUGAUUCAUCCCAGUUGCCAAUUCAAACAGAAUUUGAUGUGCCGGCCACACCUAGGAAACGUGGUAGACCAAGGAAAGUAGUGUCAUUAGAAGAUGGUGGCUCCAUGGCUACUGAGGGACAGACAAGCCCCCAGAAGACAGAAGUUCUGAGUGUCCGAAGAUCUACUCGGAACACCCCAGCUAGAAAUGUGAGUACGUCAGGAAAAUCCAUUUUAGUGCCAAAUGAGGAAGUUGCUAUAGUGAUGACCUCUAAUAAAAAACCUACAAAGAAGUCUGCAAACGAAAGCCAAACAAGUCCAUUACCAGCAAUAUCAAAUUUUAAGGCUGAAACAACCCACAAAGAGCCAGCUGACCAGGAAGAAAGAUUGCUUGCUGCUGUGGCUUUGACUAAAUCUUCCCGGAGCACAAGGACUAGGUCUAGAAAGACCAUGUUGUUGACAGACUUUUCAGAACCCAAAGCUGAGCCUUUAUUUUCUCCUCCUUCAGUGAAGGUUCCAAAGAAAGCAAAAGCUGAAAAGAUGGAGGCCACUGCCCAGCUGAAAGACUUAGUAUCAGAUUUAUCAUCUCAGUUUGUUGUUUCCCCUCCUACUUUGAGAACCAGGAGGAAAAAUGUAUCCAGUACCUCCAAGCUUCUAGAUGAACUGGAGACUGACCCUAAACCACUAGAAAUCAUAGAAGAACAAAAAACAAAAAGAAGCAGGACUGUGAAGACUAAAGUGAGCAGAAACACAGAAAAAGAAAGUUCUUGGUCACCUCCUCCUGUAGAAAUUAAGCUGCUUUCUCCCUUGGCAAGCCCGAUUGAUGAAAUAAAGAUCAACAAACCAAGAAGAACUACAGAAGCAGCAGGAAAAACUCUUGGAAGGGGCAGAAAGAAGCUAUCUUCCUUUCCAAAGCAAAUUUUACGCAGGAAGAUGCUGUAAUUUUUAGCUCAAGAUUUUAACAUGCACCGUUUGUAAAGUCAUCAGUAUUUGUGUGAAUUAUUAAAAGUCACCUGAUUUGGAAGGAAAUAAUUUAUAUAAAUUGUACAAUUUUGUAAACAAGUAAAUAAGUAAAGUAGCUCCAUAUGGAGUGGGGUUCUUCUAGUCCAGGCGUUUUAUAAAGCUUCAUACGUUUAUAUAAUAUGUAAAUAUGACUUAUUAUUGGGAUGUUAAAUAAACUACUGUAAAGUAUA